Molecule: messenger RNA, 279 nt
Organism: Fusarium proliferatum ET1
Lineage: Eukaryota; Fungi; Ascomycota; Sordariomycetes; Hypocreales; Nectriaceae
Exons: 1
Coding region: 1-279 (92 amino acids)
Source: RefSeq, a predicted model, not a curated record
AUGUACACAUCCUUUAUCACUACUUUUGUCUCAACUUUAUCUGUCAGGAUGGGCGAGAGGGACUCCCUGAUAACAACAAGAGUUCUGCAGGACGAAGCUAUUCACAGCUCCCAGGAAACGCAUGCUUGGACUAGGGACCGUGAGUCUAGAACUGUUAUGGUCCUGGUUGCAGAAGCCCAUCGUGCAGACAGACCGGGAGGUCUCCACUUUGCACUACACUUGAGUCCAGGCGUAUCACAGGGCAUGCACUACUGGCCAAGUUUCAGCAGAUAUGCCUAA